Molecule: messenger RNA, 1711 nt
Organism: Asparagus officinalis (garden asparagus)
Lineage: Eukaryota; Viridiplantae; Streptophyta; Magnoliopsida; Asparagales; Asparagaceae
Product: heparanase-like protein 2
Exons: 9
Coding region: 54-1634 (526 amino acids)
Cellular component (GO): membrane; plant-type cell wall
Molecular function (GO): beta-glucuronidase activity
Source: RefSeq, a predicted model, not a curated record
UCUACUCUCAGAAAAAUUCCAUGUUAUAAUACAUAGAUUGAUACAGAGAAGAGAUGAGGCCUUCAUCUUUUCUACUCGUUAUUUCCAUCUUAUCAGCCUUUGUUCUUCCUUCUCUUUGCGAUACUGAGAAUGUGACUGUAGACAUAGAGGGGGCGACCACCAUUGCCAAUACCGAUCGAUCUUUCGUAUGUGUGACUCUUGAUUGGUGGCCUGCAGAAAAGUGCAACUAUGGGAUGUGCCCUUGGUAUCAAUCCUCUGUUUUGAAUUUGGAUUUGAAAAACCCAAUUCUUAAAAAUGCUAUCAAAGCUUUCAAUCAACCCCCCUUGAGGGUUAGGAUCGGAGGGUCACUUCAAGAUCAAAUCGUCUAUAAAGUGGGGAAAAAUCAUCCAAAGUGUGAAAAGCUCAAACUUGUUAAAGGAGCAUUGUUUGAUUUCUCUGCUGGCUGCCUCAACAUGUGCAGAUGGAAGAAGCUCAAUAAACUGUUUCAGGACAGUGGAGCAGUUGUGACAUUCGGGUUGAAUGCACUCUACGGAAGGAGUCAGCUUAAAAAUGAUACUUUGUGGGAAGGCAGCUGGAACUCAUCAAAUGCUAGAGAUUUCAUCAAUCAUACUAUCUCAAAGGGAUAUAAUGUCGAUUCUUGGGAAUUUGGAAAUGAAAUAUCUGGAGAUGGCGUCGCUGCGAAGGUGGAUGUUAAGCAGUACAGCCAGGAUUUGAUUGUUCUCAAAGCACUUAUAGAUGAUUUAUACAAAGACAAGAAGAAGCCUAUGCUUUUGGCCCCCGGAGGCUUCUUUGAUCAAGAUUGGUUUGCCAAAAUGCUUCAAAAUUCGGGACCUAAUGUUGUUGACGCUGUGACUCAUCACAUCUAUAACCUUGGUCCCGGUGGAAGCAAAGAGCUAUUUGGCAAGAUGCAAGAUCCUUUCUUUCUGUCUCAAAUAGCUCAGACAUUCAAAAAUGCAGAGGAGACAGUUAAAGAUUUUGGCCCGUGGAGUUCUGCCUGGAUCGGUGAAGCAGGAGGUGCUUUCAAUAGUGGAGGACCAGAAUCUGGCACUUUCGUCGAUAGUUUUUGGUACUUAGACCAGCUCGGCAUGGCAUCCAAGUUCAACCAUAAGGCCUACUGUCGCCAAGCGUUGAUCGGAGGAAACUAUGCUCUCCUUGACACCCAAACAUUUAUCCCCAACCCAGAUUACUACAGUGCUCUGUUGUGGCACCGUUUAAUUGGACGCCGUGUUCUUCAAGCUACUCACCAGAGCUCGCCUUACUUGAGAACAUACGCCCACUGUGGAAGAGACCAAAAUUCAAUUACAUUGGUGCUGAUUAACCUGUCAAACUCUACGGCGUUCAACGUUUCAGUCCAAAAUGACAUGAACCUGUAUCCACCUGAGCUCAAAACAAAUUCUGCAACACUUGGAGGACAAAGGGAAGUUUACCACCUAACUCCCAAAGAUGGCAAUCUCACAAGUCAUUAUGUGCUUCUCAAUGGAAAACUCUUAAAUGUUUCAAGCACUGGAGAGAUUCCACAAAUAUCUCCUACCAUCACUGAAGCUUCUGCUCCAUUGCGCAUCACCCCUUCAUCUAUUGUAUUCGUGAAAUUCAGGAACAUCACUGCUCCAGCUUGUGCUGACAGGGAGAAUUAGGAAGUAAUUUUCUACAGAUAAGUACGUAUAUAGUCGAUAAGAAUGGUGCCUUUUUAUUAUUUUUAACCUUCUAAGUU